Messenger RNA from Parasteatoda tepidariorum (common house spider), 1277 nucleotides. Lineage: Eukaryota; Metazoa; Arthropoda; Arachnida; Araneae; Theridiidae. The record is from RefSeq and is a predicted model, not a curated record.
GAAGCAAAGCUUGUGAAAGAACAUCUUUUGUAUUUUUGCGUAAGGAGCUUCCUGUUCGCUUAGCCAACAUAAUGAAAGAAAUCCAUCUACUUCCAGAACGUUUACUUCGAAUGCCAUCUGUAGCUUUAGUGCAAAGCUGGUAUGAAAGAAGUUUUGAAGAAAUCUUAGUCUAUGAAACUUCAGAAUCUAAUAAGAAGACUUUAGAAAGUUUCUGUGAUCGCCUUUUGAAAAUUCACAACCGCCACAAUGAUGUUGUUCCAACUAUGGCUCAGGGUGUGAUUGAGCUGAAAGAGGUAUGCCCACUGGAUCAACAAACUGAGCACAGCAUACAGUAUUUCUUAGAUCGAUUCUAUAUGAGCCGCAUCUCCAUACGCAUGUUGAUUAAUCAACAUACAUCUCUGUUUGGCACUAAUUUAAAUGGCCAUCCUCGUCAUAUUGGCUGCAUUGAUCCUAACUGUAAUGUUACAUCUGUCUUAAGAGAUGCUUAUGAAAAUGCCCAGUUCCUUUGUGACCAGUAUUAUAUGGCUUCUCCUAGCCUUGAAAUUGAAGAAAUUUGUGCUGUUGAUCCUGGCGUGCCUAUAUCAGUUGUAUAUGUACCAUCACAUUUAUAUCAUAUGUUGUUUGAACUUUUUAAGAAUGCUAUGCGUGCUGUUGUUGAAUAUCAUGGGAGUGAUGCAGACAAGUUGCCUCCCAUUAAAGUGCUUGUAUCUCUUGGUAAAGAAGAUCUCACUAUCAAAAUGUCUGACAGGGGAGGUGGGAUUCCUCGUUCCCUCACAGAAACCCUCUUUCAUUACAUGUAUUCUACUGCUCCUAAACCUUCAUCAUCUGUAGAAUCUACACCUUUGGCUGGCUAUGGUUAUGGACUUCCUUUAUCAAGACUCUAUGCUAGGUACUUUCAAGGAGAUCUUAUAAUCACAUCAGCAGAAGGUUAUGGUACAGAUGCCAUAAUAUAUUUAAAAGCUUUAUCAGAUGAAGCGAAUGAGCUGUUACCAGUGUUCAACAAAACAUCCUCCAAGCAUUACAGGGCUUCUGUGGGAACCCAUGAUUGGAGCACAUCACUUCACCCAGUGAACCAGACCAUGGGUAUGCGACAAUUUACUACCUUCAAUGAUAAGAGAAGGAUAUCAGCUAGGUGAAGGGCACUUUAGUUUUCUGUCUGAGAAUAGCACACAGUGAUUAGCAUCAGUUUUCUGUUCUCCUAAAAUAUGAAUGUACUCUUAACUGUUGAGAUUGUGCUAAUUUUUGUUUUGUUUCACCUACAAACCAUAAGUGAUAUA